This is a messenger RNA of Exaiptasia diaphana, 987 nucleotides long. RefSeq names its product GPI transamidase component PIG-S. The transcript has 9 exons. Gene Ontology annotation, cellular component: GPI-anchor transamidase complex. Lineage: Eukaryota; Metazoa; Cnidaria; Anthozoa; Actiniaria; Aiptasiidae. The record is from RefSeq and is a predicted model, not a curated record. Gene Ontology annotation, biological process: attachment of GPI anchor to protein. Bases 28 to 801 code for a protein of 257 amino acids.
UUAAUAUGAUCAGUAGCUCAUGAUUUCAUGUCAGUAAUUUUGUUUGUUUUAUUAUCAGCUGUCAAUUCACAGGUCAAUAAAAUUGUUGAUAUUAUCAGAGAAGUGUAUAUCAAUACAAAUGCACUACAUAAUGCCUUUAGCUCUGCUUCCAAAAGAAUUCUACAAAAGAAUGACAUAGAGAAUAUCAGAGCACAGAAAUCUGUAUCAGGUUAUCAAAUCUCCUUCACUUUGCUAAAUGCAGACCCCAAGUCUGUGCUCCCACAGUGGGACAUCAAGCAAGCUACCUCAAAAUUCCUCAGUCCUUUUCUCCAAAAGUUUGAUUUCUUGGAUACKUCAGUAGAUUCUCAGGUAAUCCAUUACAGUAGUCUACAAAUCAAACCAAAGACCAAAGAUCAAAUACAUUACCUGAAACACCAAGACUUGCCUCAUCUUAUYAAUCCUAUUGAAACUUCACUUGCACGGCUUCUUGAGCGAAUAAGCAAUAUGGUGAUUGGAGACCAAAUACAGAAACAAGUGCAACAAGCAUUAGAUGCAAUACAUAAGAGUAAAGACUAUCUUGAAAAUGGGAAGGUGAAAGAAGCCUUCUUCCAAGCCAAGAUAGCCUUGGUUUCUUCAGAAAAAGCUUUCUUUGAUCCUUCCAUCUUGGCAUUGCUGUACUUUCCUGAUGACCAAAAGUAUGCUAUCUAUAUCCCGCUGUUUCUUCCCAUCAGUCUUCCUGUGAUAAUAUCAUUGUUCAAAGGUGCAAAAUGGCUAAAAAAUGGUGAUCAACCUAAACCAACAGAUGAAAAGAAAAAUAACUAAAUAUUAAAAAAAGAUAGAGUAAAUGCAAUUGUACUGAGACAUAUAAAUACCGUGAAACUUAAUCAAAAUAGUGCUUCACUGAGCCAGAACAGUGAAACAACAGGUAAUGGCAUACUUAACAAAUAGAUCUCAUUUUUCCGUGCGUGUGUACUCUAAUAGAUACACAGAUGACGUCAAAAUGUAGUG